Molecule: messenger RNA, 900 nt
Organism: Dipodomys spectabilis (banner-tailed kangaroo rat)
Lineage: Eukaryota; Metazoa; Chordata; Mammalia; Rodentia; Heteromyidae
Gene: Npc2
Product: NPC intracellular cholesterol transporter 2
Exons: 5
Coding region: 86-535 (149 amino acids)
Biological process (GO): cholesterol efflux; intracellular cholesterol transport
Molecular function (GO): cholesterol binding
Source: RefSeq, a predicted model, not a curated record
CUCCCUCGGCCCGCCCCGACAAGUUUAUCUUGUGACUGCCGCCACUGCUUCUUCCUUCCUGGAGCUUGGAGCCUCCUAAUCCGCGAUGCGUUUCCUGGCGGUUGCGUUCCUGUUCCAGGCGUUCAUCGCCUCCGCCCUGGCCGAACGCGUGCAGUUCAAGGAUUGUGGUUCUGUGGUGGGAGUUAUAAAGGAAAUAAAUGUGAGCCCAUGUCCCACUCAGCCCUGCCAGCUAGACAAAGGACAGUCCUACAGUGUCAAUGUCACCUUCACCAGCAAUACUCAGUCUAAAAACAGCACAGCCUUGGUGCGUGGCAUCCUGUUUGGUGUCCCUGUCCCCUUUCCCAUUCCUGAGGCUGAUGGUUGUAAGAGUGGAAUCAGCUGCCCCAUCCAGAAAUACAAGACAUACAGCUACCUGAAUAAACUGCCAGUGAAGAAUGAAUACCCCUCGGUAAAACUGGUGGUGGAGUGGCUACUUCAGGAUGAAAAAAACAGAAAUUUCUUCUGCUGGAAAAUCCCAAUAGAGAUCAAAAAAUAGAGAUAUAUGAAGCCUAUAUGUCUGUGUAGGGGUUCUCGUCUCUUAAGUGCCUCACCAAGUCCAGUGCAUCUGGCCAAUAAGUUUGCUGACCCUUGACAGCACCUCUAGCCCCAUUGCUUCAACAGUAGUGACUUGUUUACCACUGGUAUCCAGAGAUUCAUUGCUGAGGGCAGAAUUUCAGCUCCUAAUGGCUGGUUCUCUGUGGAUGUCUUGUGUCUCUUUUUGUUAGGUGGUUUUCAUGAAAGGCAACUUGGUUAGCAGAUGUUUGAUUUUUUUUUUUUUAAACAAUAUUAACUUGUAUCCUCUCUCUGCCCUUGGAAAUGAACCUCUGAAUAAAUAAAAACUUGUCCGUUUUUCUUUCUGCA